Messenger RNA from Lepisosteus oculatus (spotted gar), 2314 nucleotides. RefSeq names its product UPF3A regulator of nonsense mediated mRNA decay (gene upf3a). The record is from RefSeq and is a predicted model, not a curated record. Gene Ontology annotation, molecular function: telomeric repeat DNA binding. Lineage: Eukaryota; Metazoa; Chordata; Actinopteri; Semionotiformes; Lepisosteidae. Gene Ontology annotation, cellular component: nucleolus; cytoplasm. Gene Ontology annotation, biological process: nuclear-transcribed mRNA catabolic process, nonsense-mediated decay; positive regulation of translation.
CUAAAAGAAUCGCCCUAAACAUGCUGUAACCCCCAUUUUAAGAUGCAUGAAGCAUUACUAUUCAAUGUCGAGUCCCGUACUUCACUAGCACUGCUCGGUCCUGCGUGUAACCGAUUCUGCAAAGAGCUUAUUCCUGAUGCACAGGCUGUCUCCGGAACCACCGCAGCACUCGCGGUGCUUGGCCGCAGUCUCGCGAGCGGGCCCGUCUCCCUGGCUGGAGAGGGAGAAAUGAGGUCGGAGAAAGAGCCGGCGACCGGGGGCAGGGCAAGAAGGAUUGUCGAAAUUCAGUUUAGAGACCUCCCGAGAGAUCAGGAUACCGUUCCGGCAAAUUUAAAACACAAGGAAGAGAAAAAAGAAGUCUUUACAAAGGUAGUUAUUCGGCGAUUACCCCCAAAUCUGUCAAAGGAACAGCUUGAAGAACAACUGAAUCCUUUACCUGCAUAUGACUAUUUUGAAUUCUUCUCAGCUGAUCAAAGCCUUUACCCACACCUUUUUUCUAGAGCAUACAUUAAUUUUAAAAACCCUGAGGACAUUGUUCUGUUCAGAGACCGUUUUGAUGGAUAUGUUUUCAUAGACAACAAAGGUCAGGAAUAUCCUGCGGUUGUAGAAUUUGCACCAUUUCAAAAAAUUGCAAAGAAGAAGCUCAAAAAGAAAGAUGCAAAAGCUGGCAGUAUUGAAGAAGACCCUGAGUACAGAAAGUUUCUGGAGAACUGUUGUGGUGACGAAGAGAAGGCUACUGCCAAUCCUGAGACACUGCUUGGAGAAAUAGAAGCAAAGACAAGGGAGCUUAUAGCCAAAAGAACAACACCACUUCUGGAAUACAUAAAAAACAAGAAACUAGAGAAACAGCGGAUCCGGGAGGAGAAGAGAGAGGAGCGGCGGCGCAGGGAGCUGGAGAAGAAGCGCCUGAGGGAGGAGGAGAAGAGGAAGCGCCGGGAGGAAGAGAGGCGCCGGCGGAAGGAAGCGGACAAGCAGAAGAAGCUGGCCGAGAAGGAAAUUAAGAUCAAGCUUCUUAAGAAGCCUGAGAAAGAUGAUGACCUAGAUUCCAACAGACUGAAAGAAAAAGGAGACAGUGGUGAUACGGAGAAUAGCAAAUGGGAUAAAGUGUCUUCAUCUGGACACAUGAAAGUUAAACAUUUGGACAAAGAGUCAAGAGACAAAGCUCAGACGGAGAGUGACAAAGAGCAGCGUGAGUAUGGGAGGAGGCUCAGAGACAAGGACCCCGAGAGACAGAGAGGCCGGGAUGAGGAGCGCAAAAGGCAGAGGCACCACUACGAGUUCGACAAGUUCAUGAGGCGCAAGGAAGAGAUCAAGUGGGGCAAAGGAUACUGCCAGGAUCGAGCAAAGAAAGAGGGCCACAGCAGCUACUCAUACUGCAGCGACCUGGGAGAAAAACUGGGGAAAGAUGACCGGACUGAUGACAUUGGGUCCCGGAAAGAACGCAUUCGCAACAAGUCUGUGUUAGUGCACCAAGAGAAAAGGACCUCCCAUUCAGAGGGGCGUGACGUGAUAGGAGGGGCUCUGCCAGCGAAGGACCGCCCUGCUAUGCAGCUCUACCAGCCAGGGGCACGCAGCCGAACACGAAUGGGGUCAGGGGGGAAAGUGUAUGACUGCUCCAGCAACUCUCCGGAGAGCGCCGGCGAGAGGAAAUACGAUGCAGCAACAGGAACCAGGUCAGAAAAGGGUGAGGAUGAGUAGCCAGGCUUAUAGACACAUCUGUUCCGCUCUGCACGGCUCAGAAGGGAGAACUACAGUAUGUCAUUUAAAAAAAACUGACCUGAAGUGUUUCAUGGGCAGCGUAAAUUCAGUUCAACAUGGCACAGUUUUUUUUUGUCUAUUUCCUUUGUAUUCUAACAUAAAAAAAUCUGUAUAUGGAAUAUUGCAUUUCUGAAGUCUGCAGUAUAUGAAUGUGAUGUAUUGAGCAGCUGUGAAUGCAAUAGUGCAGCUGUGUUUGAGUGUAAUGCCAGAUGGAUGUCACUGCCUGAUCAAUGUUUAUUUAUAUAUGUACAAUGUUAUAAGAAUAUUUUGUAUAAACAAAUGCACAUUUAAAAUAUCUGUUACCUGAUAAUGGGGUGAAGCUGAUACUCCUAUAAUCUAGUAAGAUGUUUUUGCAAAUGUAUUUUGCAGUGUAUGGUAGCUGAUUCUGUUCGACAAUAUAGAAUAUGUGUAAAAAUUAUAAAUAUCACAAAUAUUUAUGGUGAAAGUCUGUAUUUCAAAAUAAAUGUGAUGUCAUUGCAUCACUGAAUAGAGUAUUUACAAUAUAUUGUUAAAACAUUAUCUUAGGGUCUAUUUUAAAAUGUUUUAAAAAAUGUUU